Ostreobium quekettii is the source of this 1812-nucleotide messenger RNA. NCBI's taxonomy places the organism in Eukaryota, Viridiplantae, Chlorophyta, Ulvophyceae, Bryopsidales, Ostreobiaceae. The record is from the annotation of a GenBank genome assembly.
AUGCGCCGCCUGCCCCGCCUCUGCUCCGCGGCCCUUCACCCCCACCCCAACCCGCUGGCCGUUCCCGCCCGCCCCCUCGAUGGCGCCGCCGCAUUGCAUGCCUACGGCCAUCGGGCGGGCUGCGAUCGAGGGCCAGGCCGGCAGGCGCGCAUCGCGGCCGCCGGUGGAGAUGUGCCGCCGGAGGUGGAGGUCUUGGGCGGUCGGUCGGUGGAGGAGAUGAGCGUGCCGCGGGUGACGCGGCUGGUGGCGAUCGAUGGGGGCGGGGUGGGCGCGUCCGGGUCGUUCGGAGCAAUGGGGCUCGACGAGCGGAUCACGGCAAAUCUGGGGUCUCUAGGCAUCAAUUCCCCAACCCCGAUCCAAGCCGCUUCCAUCCCCAUCUUGCUUGAUCAGCUCGACUGUGCACUGCAGUGCUUCACGGGAUCUGGAAAGACACUGGCAUAUCUGCUCCCCCUGCUGUCCAUCGCAGUGCAGCGGGCAGAUCAGCAACUGCCCACUGAGGGAGAGAAACCAGCAGAGCUGCAGCUGCUGAUCAUUGCCCCUUCACGGGAGCUGGCAAUGCAGAUUCUGAGAGUCGCACGUGGCCUGGUUCCCCCAGAGUUGCACUCCAAAGUGCAGCAGUGUAUUGGGGGGGCGAACCCCAAUCGGCAAGUGGAGGCGCUGAAGCAUGAGAAGCCCUUGGUGGUUGUGGGCACACCAGGGAGGUUAGCAGAUCACAGCAAGGCGGGCGUCCUGCAGACACACGACUGCCCAAUGCUGGUGUUGGACGAGGUGGAUCAGCUGAUGUCUGAACGCUUUCGAGAUGAUAUGAAGCGGCUGACCUACCACACCGGCCGGGACAUCAUCCAUAGGCAGACAGUGCUUGUGUCAGCAACUCUGACCACCAAGCUGAUCCUCAAGCUCGGAGAGUGGUGCCCAGCCACCGAUUUCGUCUUUGUGGGCGUGAGCGUUGCUGCUGAAAAUCUCAGCCCAGGCAAACCGGCCACCAAAGGCAGCCAAAACCAGCGAUCUGGACUGGAGAUUGCAGGCCAGAGGGCAGGCAUGGCCAGAGCUAUUGGCCAAGAGGAAGGCACUGGGUUUGGGGAAGAAGAAGCACAGAGCCGGGAGGAGGCUGGCCCAGGCCAUCAGCUGGAGGAGAGUGUUGAGGCCACUGGGGCCAUGCACGAACUGGAGGGCCCUGAGUGGGGUUGGGGCCCAACAGGCGGGUGGAAAACGAAGAAGAGCAAGAGCCAAAAGGCGAAGACUGGGGCGGAUGAACUUGGUGGGACCGAUGCUGCCCUUGGAAUGCCUCCAGGCCUCAAGCACCGUCUUUUGGUCACACGCAGGGGACAUAAAGUGGACGACCUGCGAAGGGCCAUUCAUGCGUUGGGCCUUAAACAUGCCCUGGUCUUCAUGAACUUCCAACAGCGCCUGAAAGAUACUGUGUUCAAACUGUCAGCAAGGGGCAUGGAGGUGUCCUUGCUGCAUGGCAGCCAGUCGAAGGUGCUCCGGCAGAAGACGAUCGAGGACUUCAAACGCGGCCGCCUGCGCGUGCUGGUGGUGAGCGACGUGGCUGCCCGGGGUGUUGACCUGCCGAACUGUGAUGGUGUGAUCAACCUAGAGCUCCCAACAGAUGUGUCGCACUACGUCCACCGGGCUGGUCGAACGGGCAGGAUGGGGCGUGAGGGGUGGGUGCUGUCCCUGGCGGACCCUGCGGACCGAUUCGUGGUGGACAAGUUUGGAAAGAAGCUGGGUGUGGAUAUUCAGGAGGUGGAAUUGUCUGGUGGCGAAGUGCGCACGAGGGAAACGGAAAAGGAGUUCAAAGGUGCUCCUUGA